This is a messenger RNA of Amoebophrya sp. A25, 9341 nucleotides long. NCBI's taxonomy places the organism in Eukaryota, Dinophyceae, Syndiniales, Amoebophryaceae. The record is from the annotation of a GenBank genome assembly.
AUACUGUUAGUGUUAGUUGUUUUUUAACCAGUAACUAACGAACUAACUCGCUGAAUAACUAACUAACUAACUCACCAACUAAGUGGCUAACUAACUAACUAACUAAAACGAACUAGGCUGUGAGAGAUCCCUUGGAAUGAUCGCGAGGAGGAGUCCUGUGGCAUUACCAACUAAGUAGCUAGCUAGCUCCCUAGAAGAUAGCUCCUAUUACAUUCAGUGUCAAACUCUAGAAAAAAUUGUAAUGGUUUAAUAGGAAAACGCACUUUAUGCUCGCUGGGUUGGUGCUUACUCCGUACUCUCGUAAGAAAAUUGGCGACCUUGAAGACUGAGGCAAUCUUGAGUUUCAGCAUCUUGCUCAAACUUUCUUCCAAGACGUCGAGCCGGCUUUGAUCAACCUGCCAUUGUCUUCCAAGACGAGCCGCCUUCGAAGAACUUGACACAUAUAGGAGCUUCCUUUGGAGAACUACUUGACAUUUUUUUCGAGUCACAGAACACCACACAAGUGAGAAGGAUGGCAGACCAAAAGCAGAACUUUGCGCUGACGAACAAGGACGUGCCUGACGAAGAAGGGCGGCUGAUAACACCUGGCUCUUUAGAUUAUGGAAGGAGGCCUGAUCACGUGGAUUCCUCCUUAAGCUCUUUUGAUAGGUGUGCAUCUACGUCAUGUUCAAGCGCUGAGUUCUCUGCUUCGAAGCUUAUUGAUAUUUUCCCCUCAAAUUAUUUAUUAGAUUGUUUGCUUAUUGUAACAAAUUAUGGCGGGGCUCCUGUGGAUGCCGCUAGUAUCUUACCUAUAUUCCGAUUUGUAAGCUGUUCUUGUCUUUCAUGUUGUCUACCUCCGACUUUGUUGCCCUAGACUUCUCCUCUUUCAUGUUCAGCGCGGACAGCAGGGAUCAUCGCCGAGCGACGAUAUUAUGACUUCCUUACUACAAUAGAUUAUCUAAGAUGUUUGCCCCCUGAUGAAGAAAAAAGACUAAAAGUCAAUCCCAAGAUGAAAGAAGGCGACGCCAAUGCCUUGACCCCCCUAAGUGUAAACGUAAAUGAUCAAACCCAAGAAAGAUGACAUUUCAGACUUAUUGAAAAUCUGGGGUGGUAUCUUCAUCUUGACUAGUAUCUAAGGUCGUGGACAAGAUUACCUUCAGAUCCCGCACGACGUCACUUCUAUAUCUAUACUUUUUAGCAAUCUCGAUACCAACGAAAUCAUACCAUUAGGCUAGUAAAACAGGUAAAUGGGACACCAUGACCAGGAUGAUGAACAUCUAUACCAAGAUAUAUGUCAUGCAUAAGGAUGCGGGACACAAUGAUGAUCACCAAGAUCACAAGUACUUAUGCAGAUUACGGCUUUAAGAAGGGAGAUGACGACAGGCAAACCUUGCUCAAACGCGCAGCAGAACGGAUUGGGAUUGGGCAAGGCAUGGGGAUCGGUCAAGAUGGAGCAGGGAACGGCAUCUGGGGCUUCGCUUAUGAAUACUUGCACAAGUUUACUUGAUGCUUAUAUGUCAUGUUUAUCAUAACACGCUUCAGUAUUUUUGUUUAUAUUAAUUUUUUUCCCCUGGUUUCCAUUCUUCCUAGGAGGUAGAUGCUCCUCUUGAAGUCUUUCUAGAUGCACCAUAGUCGUCAUUCAGAUCAAUUUUACCUGAGAAGACACCUAGUGGUAGUGUGAUAGGUAAGAAAUAAUAGACGCUAUCAAUGAUCUAGUAAAGAUAUGAUGAAGAACUUCAUGCUAGCAGAUGAAGACGCAGCCUGGUUCUAAAAGCUUGAAGCUGUGCAAUACUUAUAGUGUCUUGGCAGUCUACUUCUACUGUGUAUUUUUUUUAUAUUUAACUGGAACCGGUGCCAGUUGGUUGUUACUUUCAAAGAUGUCUUGGUGUCUUGUAGAGUGAGCACGGGGCUCGUCUACUAAUCUAAGUUUUUUUUUCUAUCCCGCCGUCGCUUACAAGAACUGAGUAAGUAGUACUCCAGAAGAAGAAGCACUUCAUACAUCGUAUCUACUUUAUUAUGAAUCCAGUUCGUCGAUUGGUAUUCUUUCAUGCUCGCCGACUGAAGGAAAAGAUGCGUGGCGCAUUCGCUCGCACAAAGAAGCUCAAAGUCGUUGGAUUUUCCUUCGUCAUCAUCCUCGCCUUGUUUUAAGAGUUGGAAAUUGGAAAAUUGAAUGAGUGAAUGAAUCAGGCUUCUCGCAAGGGCACGGUAGGCGGGAAUUGUUGACCCAGGUAACGAAAAAAAAGGCAUCCACUUCUCUAUCAUGAGGAGCAUAGCUACUGCUCUGGCUUAAGGCUUCUUCAAGUAGGAAAGUCUGCGUAGAUAUGCGAGAUAGAUGGGUCAAGGCCAACUCCCAACUUCUAACUCAUCGUGGGUCGCCAGUGCUGGUUUUCACCGGACCCGUUUAACCCGACACCGCUGCCGUCUUUAUGGCUCCACGUAUAAUCGUCGAUAGAUAUAAUUCAUUUCCUUCGCGGUUCGCGGUGACUCCGUAACUUGUGAACCCUUACAAAUAUGGAUACUCUCCCUUGUUUACCUUCUUGUUUGCCUUCAAUCAUAGACUCCUACUUUUUAUGUCCAUCAUGGAGAGUAUGACUUUCAUCGUAGGUAGGAAAUGAAUCGCUGAAAACUCUAACUCUUGCACUUGGAGGUACUAGUACUAGUAGCUUACGCUUAGACUUCAAUACUCACAUUGAUAAAUAGGGCUAGGACACGAGGACUCCGUCAGUCAUGAUCUCACGUCGUGGACUAUGCUGAUAGGAUUCCACGUAAGUAAUGUCGCGGGAACUUUAAAGGGGAGAAAGGGAAUCCAAUCAGCCACGGCUAAUGGUUGUCACUGUAAUUGACUACCUGUGCCUUUCAAUACAAGUCACUCUCUUAUCUUUUGAACCCACUCGGCGCUUAUUUCAGAUGCUUGAGCUGUAUCUUGCUUCGUGUCUCACCAAAGGGUGUAGUAGAAGUGCUUGAGCUGUAUCUUGCUUCUUUAUCGCCAAAGGGUGUAGUGGAAGUAGUAAGUAAGUAGGUACUAGGAGAAGUACGUACUAGUAAGUAGUUCUACUCGCUUUACCUAGAUUCUCUUGGCUUCUGUAAGUGUUGAAGUAGACUACGAACGCUCGCCGGCCACUGAUCACGAUCGUCCUCUUGAGACAAGGUAGAUCCACCCUAACAGUCUCGUUAUGUUAAUCACCUCCCAGUACACCCCCACUCCACAUCCCCAUCUUUCGUCUGGCAAAAACGCUCAUCUGAUCAUCAGAAACUGUGGAAAGCGCGCAGACGGUUGCGAGCAGCUUCGUGGAGGCAGCUCUUCCGAUAGCUAAGGAUCAAGAAGCGGAUGCAGCUCCUACUUCGAAAUUUAAGGAUCAAGAAAAUAAUGGACGUUUUAUGAACCAUAAAACGUCGUUUAUUUCUGGCAGAAACAAGCGACGAAGAGGAAUUUCAUCCUUAUUCCUUCGCUAUUUUGUCAGUUUAUCAAUGGGCCAUGGAGUGAAAAGACCCAAUACAAAGCUCCUUUUAUUUGUUAAGCCCUCACUUGUGUGUUGGCUAUUCUUCUUGAUGAUUGUGACUUUUUCUUUCUGGUCCUUUCUUUUUGUUUGUGAGUGAACGUUGUUCACCUUCGCCCCUGCGGGGUUCUGUUUUGUUUUUGUGCUUUCGCACUUCGCUCUAGCCAGCGGCCUCUGCGCUUCCAGAGACUCGCUUGACCUUGUGUUUGUCUCAGUCAUGCUCGAUAGCGUUGCGAUCUUGCGUGCCUGAAGGUGCUUGUGCUCUGCACCCUUUCUGACAAGCGUACUCUGCGCUUCCAGAGGUCCGCAUGUCUGGUGGUUCGUCUCAGUCACGUUUGAGUCGCCUUGCGAUUUUGCGUGGCUAAGGACAUUUGUGCUUUGCAUUUUGUCCCGACCAACGAACUCUGCGCUUCCAUAGGUCCGCCUGUCGAGUUCCUUGUCUUAGUUGCGCUUAGAUCGCCCUGCGACCCCGCGUGACUGAAGACACUUGUGUUUUGCGCUUUGCGUCGACUAGCGUACUCUGCGCUUCCAGAGGUCCGCUAGUUUGUUUGUCAAGUCUUAGUCACGUCCGAGUCGCCUUGCGAUUCUGCGUGGCUGAAGACGUUUGCGUUUUACACUUUGUUACGGCCAGCGUACUCUGCGCUUCCAGAGCUCCGCUUGCCAAAAUUGCUUUUUUCUGAUUGUCUUAGUCAGGCUUCAUUCGUCUUGCGACCUUGCGUGACUGAGGACAUUGGUGCUUCGCUCCUUCAUCCCGACCAGCGUCUCCUGCGCUUCCAGAGAUCCGAGUCAGUGUCUGGCUGGAGUCUCAGCCACGCCCGCGUGGACGAAGACGUUCCCGCUUUGUGCCUUGUUUCGCACAACGCCCUCUGCGCUUCCAGAGGGUCGUCUCUCCGUCUUCUUUUGCUUGUCUUCAGUCACGCACGAGGCUGCUUUGCAAACCGGCGUGGCUGAAGACAGUGGUGCUUUGCACCUUGUUUAACCCAAUGCCCUCUGCGCUUCCAGAGGUCUUUGAGUAGUUUUGCGCCGCGCUUGGCGUGUGAUUCCUGCCUUACCGGUGGGUCACCGUCGCGUUGGGCUUGCGCUUGCCGUUGUGUCACACACGAGACGCGGCCUCCCUGGUGUUCAGUUUAUCAAUUCAUACAGUCAUAUUCCCAGGAGCUGUGUUUCAAAUGGCACGUCGCGCAGAGCGCGCAACAGUCCCGUUGGUCGUAACUUGGUCUUUCGUCCACCGCUUUGCUUUUUCUAAAGAAAUAGACGGGAACGCGAAGAGCAUAAGGAACAUGUUUAGCCCUAGGGAUUAUGGCGUGAAGGUUCAGGUGGAGACGCUCGGUACCAGGCUGGACGCCCUCGAAGGCAGGCUGGAGAAAAUGUUCAUGACUAAAGAAGAUGCUGAAUUCAAGAUGGAAGAAGUGAGCAAGGCGCUCGGAGAGAAGAUGGAGACUAAUAAAGCAGCAGCGACUGUCGAAAUCUCGAACGCUGUGAAUGAGCUUCGUCGAGAUCUGGCAAAGGAGGUGCUCACACUCGCUUUUGUUUGAAAAUAAAUACUCGAUAAGUAUCAGUAGGGCCGCGACUGCAGCAUCUCUCUUUUUUACUAGCCUUAUUUCUUAACUUCUCUUUUAUUUGACGGACUCUCUUGGCAUUCACUUCUCAUGUUAUCCUAACCCUUCACUUCAUACAGAUCGCCGACCAGGGGACUAGUAUCAACGGAAAAGUACAAAAGACGACCAGCGUAAUCUCGUCUCAGGUGACACAGCUCGAGUCGAGCUUUGCAAAGGCGUCCGGUAAAAGUAAAACUAUGCUCGAUUCCCUCCUGAUUGAAGACACGAAGUCCGACAACGGCAGGGUGGCGCAAGUGCUUUCUCAAAUCCUACAACAGGGCAAGCUCCGUCCGACACUGGAAAAUAUGGUCGCUGUUAUGAAAAUCAAUUUGACUGCUGCAUCUCUCUCUUCUAGCCUUGUUAGCUUCGUCUCUUCUUGGACGGAUUCAGUUUCUGUUGGCAUUAACUUAAUACAACGCUCUACUAGCCUACUAUAGUUUUCCCGUACCCCUUAGCAAUGUAUUUUACUAUAGUUAGGUCUGCUCCACCAGUCAGAAAUAUACUAUUUAUAGUUUUCCCGUAGAGUUUUAUAUAGUUUAUGGAUCGUGACCAUUCCUUCUCGAUAGGCUUGACAUCACUAGACUUAUGAAAACAAGACUUGUAACCAGUUCCAUAUGAGUAGAUUUGAGAUUUACGAAGAUACAGGAAGAUCCCAACUGCGGAAAAACUAAUACAUAAUAUACUAGUCUUCCACUAGUAUAGCUCUAACACCGCCGAGGUGCAAUCGAUUCGACAAGCCACACCACAGCAAUGGCUCGAGCUACCGCCCGUUUCGCUCGCGGGGAAAACCUUUGCUCACGCCAUGAUGGCCUUCAUAGUGAGCAUUGUCAAGUACCCCAGCGCAGCCACAAAUCUCUGUCUCAAGAUGGAUGACCUCAUUGGCAGUUUGGAGAGAAGUCUUCCAGCACCUGGGGAUUCUUCGCAAGCGCUCCCCAUGGAUGAUAUAAAGGAAAAACGAGUCAAUGCAAUGUAUGCAAUGAAGGCGUCGCGGGAUUUUAUGGGUAUCGUACAGUGGUUGGACCCUCAUAUUUCUAAGCAUGAAGCAGCCCAAGGAUGUUCAUGCUAUAUUAAUGGGGGAUGCAACUACACUAGCUCUAACGCAGUGUUGAUAAGACAACCGAUCGAAGACACAAGUGAGAGCACCGCGGAGGCGCUGCGUGAAACAAUUUCGCAAUUGAUACAGCUUUGGCCUUUGCAUCACGAUGAAAAAGGCGCUCAUGCCAAAAACGAGAGGUCUUCCUUUCUUUGUGUUGUAGUUUUUCUCGUUGUGAGCAGCUUGCUUUAUUGAUUCUCGAGCAAUUUUGUGUCCAUUAUCGUUUCAUCCAAUUAUGGGCCGGAAGUGUGAAGAGCCAACUCAAGCUCAUUACUUCUUUCGCCCUUCCGUGUUUCUCAUUUCUUCUUCUUUCCUGUCUUGGAUCGCUCUUCCGGUCCUGUUUCUAUGCGGUUUUCCUGUACGACCUUCGGCUUAUUUUUUUCUGGUUUUUCGGAUCGCUCUUCCGAUCCUCACUUGUGUUUUCUUUCAAGCCAUUCAGUCGCGGUGCUGACUUUUGGCUUCUUCGUGGGUUUUUUUUUGAUCGGUUUCUGUUCCGAUCCGCAAACUUCCCUCUUGUCUUAGUCCUUUGGCCGCGUUUCCGGCCUCUGUCCAUCCCUUUUGUGUCUUCAGAUCGCCCUUCCGAUCAUCAGCUCUUUCUUUUAUCGUUCUCUUUCUGGUUUGAUCCGCUAGCGGAUCUUCGCGUGAUUGCUGGUUCCUUUUUUAUCGCGUGUUUUCUCGCGCUUCAAGCGCCGCUUUGGGGGUUCUUUUCCCGCCUGUGUGUGCCCUUGUGUCUGCCUUAGACGGUGCGUCGCUUUGCCAAUCUCUCCCCCAUAGCCGGCCUUGAAGCGCUGGCUUCCUUUCUUGGGUCACCUUGUUCUUCGGAGACAACGCGAGGACUUUGACCUACAGCAUCACGAUCAGCUUCGCUACUUUCCCCACCUCGUUCAAAAACACAGGCUGGCCGUCAAGGCAGAUCUGUGCGACGGACCGGACUCGUUUCCAGCGAGAAUCUAUCCUGCCGCCAACGACGCUACUGCGAUGGCGAUGGCCUGCAACGGUUUUUCCCGGAAAUCGCAGGACACAACGAAACAUGGUGAGCCGUGGCCUAUCGUGUUUUUUCAUGAUGGGGAUAAUUGGUUGGAAACGGUCAGGGCCGGGCAGACGGUGCAGCAAACCGUCGAUGAGCAAUUUUCCAAUCUGCCUAAGAGUGAGACGGAAACUCAUAAGGUCAUGGAGGAAUUUCUUCAGAGGACGAAGUCGGCCUUUACCUCAGCUUCUCGAUUUAGCUGCGAGAAAGUGCUAGCGUCGUUGAGGACGGUGCAACAGCAAAGAGGAGAGAAUUUACGUCCAAGGUUACCGUUUGCUUUGAAGGAAUAUGUUUUCAGUUUUUGUACAUGAAAUGAUUCGUACUAAGAAGUCUGAUCCUCAGUUUCACCAUUCUAAUACGUGAAGUAGCGAACGCCGGAACUACAUCGAUUUUGCUCUACGAGUCGAUAAGGCAGGUGAUAACGCACGACGCAUCGACGCAUAGCCAUGAUGAGGCAAAGUGGCCGUCCGUAGAGGAGCUGGUAGGAUCGAGCAAGAAGUUCUGUGAAGAAACGCUGUUUGGUAACGAUGAUUUCAUCUUUAAGCUAUCGUCAGAAGUAAGAGCUAGGCAGCCACCGUCUAUUAGAAAGUUCGCAUGCGAUUUCCUUAUCAAGGAGGUGGUAGAGGAGUAUGCACCACGACUCGUAGGACCAGGAGAUUUGCAGUCUCUGUCUAAUUUGAACGUUUUCCCAUCUGAACGUUUUCCCAUUCUCCCGAGGAUAAUAUGACACAUCAUUUACUGAAGAUAUGACUACGUAUACCAGUGUGCUGAUGAGUUGUCUGAGUCUUUGAGAUUCAGUUGGAGACUUCGAUUAAGUAGAUUGACAAACAGAAAUGAGCAAAAAAGUUUAGCUGUGUAUGUCUCUAGCAUUCACAUUAAAGGCGUCUUAGGGGUCCUUUAGUGUUCACAUUAAAGGCGAAGAGUGUCCGGGGAUUUUUAAUAGUAUUUACAUAGAGUAUUGGAUGUUCCAAGCCGUCCCUUUUCGUUGCUUCGUCUCUGGAGGAGCAGCAUACUCACGGUUAUAGUCGAGACAUAUCUACUUACUACGCAUUCUGUAGCACAACAUAGGAAGAUGAACAUAAUAGACUACUCCUAUCGGGUUUAGUGGUCGCUCCUCUUAAGACAUGAGUUGAAGGCGUUCAAUUGCGAGCCGUAUUAUCGAAGUGCUACUGUUUAUACCAAGACCGGAGGCAUAUGGUAUCCCUGUCUCAGUCUGGGAUGACGUCUCUGGUGCAAUAUCGUGGCCGUGCUUGUUAAGACAUGGAAAUAUAUUCAUACAAAUAACAGGAUCAGGUGGCGAAAUGUAUUCGAAAACUCAAAAUAACCGAGUUACUGACUGAAAUAAGGGAGGUAGCUUAAUAACGCCAAGUGGUUACUCUUCCUUCUCAUGAGUAUCUCGGUUAUUCUGAUCAGUGACUUGCUUAUUUCAGUUUUUCGAAUAUUUAUCUACGUAGAAUGUCGAUGUACAACAUCUAGUAUUAUUGUCUCUUGGAUAUUAAGAUGAUUCAUAGCACCACACAACGUCAUACCUCUACUCAACAAUAACAAUCAUAAUUGUAUCAACAACCUCAUUACUAAACGGGAUUAUCAUCGACUAUGUGACAAGCAGGAUCGUCGUUUUGCCGCGCUUGGACUAUUUUCACAUGUAUAAUUCAUAUGGAGCUGUCUCACCUGUAAACGUCGCGUCUCACCUGUAACCUUCUUCCCAUGUCGUGUCUUUCUGAAGGUUCUUUUUACCAAGAAGAUCGGCCUUGUACCAUUAAUACAUCAUGUAUGAUAUUGAGUUUAUGGGGUUGUGCGUCUAAUUGCACUGACACAUAUUAUUUGCACCUCCACCUCCUCCAGAAUAUCGGGAAGGUUAAGCACACAAUAUGACACUGCCUCUACAAAAAUAGUUAGGUUGACUACUAUUUAUUACCCAUAAUCAUGAUAAUACCCAUUACCUAGAAGAUGUGUGCUAGUGCUCUCAUUUGAGUUAUUUGAUUUUGAGCUAAACGUGCUCAAGUUGUCACAUGAAUCAACAAGAUGUACUGGACCACUCACAUCAUCAGACAUUUUCACCCCCUAAAGUUGAAACACCAAAGGCCCCAAACGAGUUGAAACCCCAAGUACUUUCCAAACAACUUUCGUGGUCAGCCAUCUUCGAU